Rhincodon typus (whale shark) is the source of this 998-nucleotide messenger RNA. Its product is annotated as F-actin-capping protein subunit alpha-2-like. The transcript is spliced from 9 exons. Gene Ontology annotation, cellular component: actin cortical patch; F-actin capping protein complex. Gene Ontology annotation, molecular function: actin filament binding. The record is from RefSeq and is a predicted model, not a curated record. Lineage: Eukaryota; Metazoa; Chordata; Chondrichthyes; Orectolobiformes; Rhincodontidae. Gene Ontology annotation, biological process: barbed-end actin filament capping; actin cytoskeleton organization. The coding region runs from base 144 to 938 and encodes 264 amino acids.
GGCUUGAACAACGUGGCACAGUUCCCUCUGUGUAAAGUUCUUUUUACCUAAUUUUGUAAUGCUGAUUGCUCUUUUAGAUUAACAUCCUGAGCAGCGUCCUUGCGCAGGCCCCUCCCGGCGAGUUCAGUGAAGUGGUCAAUGAUAUGCGGGCUUUGCUAAAUGAUGAUGAGUUGAUAUGUGAGAACAUAGAACGAAUCACUGCAAAAUAUAACUUGGAACAAUUUACUCCUGUUAAAGUAAUGGAGCACAAAGAAAAGGUGCUUAUCACCAAGCAUGGUAACCUUGGGAAUGGAUACUUUCUGGACCCAAUGCAGAAGAUUUCAUUCAAGUUCGAUCACUUGAACAAAAUUGUUUCUGACAUCCAGCCAUGUGCAUUAGAUAUUUCUAUAGAGAGUUGGAGGAGAGCUGUAGAAUGUGCACUCAUUAAUUAUGUGAAGAAGCACUACCCAGAUGGAAACUGCUCUGUAUAUGGACAAACUUACGGCAAUAAUAAAGUUAUCACUGCCUGCAUUGAAUCGCAUAAAUAUCAGAGAAAUGAGUUUUGGAAUGGCUUUUGGAAAUCUGAAUGGAAACUUAUGCUCUGCCCAUCAAAUGCUGAAGUCACAGGUACAAUUAAGGUGCAGGUUCAUUACUUUGAAGAGGGUAGCAUCAAUUUGACCAACAAUGUUGACGUGAAACAAAAUCUUGCUGCAAAGAAUGAAUGUGAAGGAGCUGCAGAGUUUGUGAAAAUUAUUGAAAAUGCUGACACUGAAUUUCAGCUUGGUCUGAUGGAGAAUUAUCAGAAGUUGGAUUCUCUGCUUAAGGGGCUUCGGCGCCAGCUGCCAUUUACACACACAACAAUUGACUGGAACAAAAUAAUCAAUGCCAAGAUUGUCAGAGAGGUGGACCUAGCACAGGCAUUGCAAGAGUCUAAAUCUGAACGUUUGAAUUUUCAUUGAUAUCUUUGGUGUCUGACUCUCUACAUCACAGUCAUUAUGUUUAAAAAUUAAAGUGCACAA